Messenger RNA from Erythranthe guttata (spotted monkey flower), 1389 nucleotides. RefSeq names its product electron transporter, putative (DUF179). The record is from RefSeq and is a predicted model, not a curated record. NCBI's taxonomy places the organism in Eukaryota, Viridiplantae, Streptophyta, Magnoliopsida, Lamiales, Phrymaceae.
UCCUUUUCCCCUUUCCCUUUCUUCCUGCAGUUGCCCUUCAUACAGAGAGAGAGAGAGAGAGAGAGAGAGAGAGAGAGAGAGAACGGAGAAAAAAAUUGGUUUCGAAUGAUGGAUCUGUGGUGCGUGCAUGCGAAAAGCAAUCGCUUUAUGCUCAGAAAUUCCUUCUCCGAGAAACCUAUUUACUGGAGUUCCAGAAAUCAAUCGAUGUCUUUGGAAUUUAGGGUUUCCAAGGCGGAAUCGCUACCGACUCAGACUCACUGUAGGUAUCGAUCGCUUUUAAUUGAAGCUGUGUCGAAGAAGAAUCCUGGAAAUUCAAGUGGUUCUGAUUCCAAUUCCUCCUCUUCUAAUUCUGGGAACAAUGAUCGUCUGAAAGGCAACAAUCCCCCCCCUGGAAGCAACAAAUCUGGCGAUCCCAGCCCACAGAAAUCUCAGCGUAAACCAUUAGAUUGGAGAGAGUUUAGAGCAUCUCUCUACAUCCAGGAGCAGGCUGAAGAUGCAGAAGCUACUCACAACCAAGAUAGAGCAUCACCCGCAUCAAAAUCUCUGCCCCUCAAGUGGGCCCAUCCUAUUUCAGCACCCGAGAAUGGGUGUCUCCUUAUUGCUACAGAAAAACUUGAUGGAGUUCGCACUUUUGAAAGGACCGUGGUUCUUCUCCUCCGAUCCGGAACAAAGAACCCACAAGAGGGGCCAUUUGGGGUUGUUGUGAAUCGACCCCUUCACAAAAAGAUGAAGCAUAUGAACCCCACCAAUAUCGAGUUAGCAACUACAUUUGCCGACUGUUCUCUGCAUUUUGGUGGACCCCUUGAUGCUAGUAUGUUUUUGCUAAGAGCUGAGGGAACUACUGGACUUCCCGGUUUUGAGGAAGUCAUUCCUGGUGUAUAUUUUGGGUCAAGAAACAGUUUGGACGAAGCUUCAGCUUUGGUGAAGAAUGGGAUACUUAGGCCUAAAGACUUCAGAUUCUUUAUGGGAUACGCUGGAUGGCAGCUGGACCAACUGAUCGAUGAAAUUGAAUCUGAUUACUGGUAUGUUGCUGCAUGUAGUGCAAACUUAAUCGCUGGGCUUUCACAGAAUUCUUCCUCUGAAGACUUGUGGGAAGAGAUUCUGCAACUAAUGGGAGGUCACUACUCGGAAUUGAGCCGCAAGCCUAAGCAAGAUAUCUAGUUCUUCUCGAGCUACUUCGGCAUGAAAUCAAGGUAAUCCAUUGAUGAGGAGUUUGAUCCCAAAAUGUACAGUAUUGAGACUUAGGAGUCAUAAAUAUGUAGAAUAUAUUUUCUUCUCUUCCCGUGUUUCUAAAUAAAUAACGCUGCUAUUUAUGCAUGUAAGCAAUUAUUGUUCUGAUGUACUGAAUAAUGACCUUUAUUUUCGAAAUUUGAUUUUAAGUUGCAGCUA